Messenger RNA from Cannabis sativa, 714 nucleotides. RefSeq lists its product as uncharacterized. The transcript is spliced from 2 exons. Bases 284 to 457 code for a protein of 57 amino acids. The record is from RefSeq and is a predicted model, not a curated record. Gene Ontology annotation, biological process: translation. Gene Ontology annotation, molecular function: structural constituent of ribosome. Gene Ontology annotation, cellular component: ribosome; large ribosomal subunit. NCBI's taxonomy places the organism in Eukaryota, Viridiplantae, Streptophyta, Magnoliopsida, Rosales, Cannabaceae.
GUAUUCUCCUUUACACUUAUCUAUUUCACGCAGCCAUUAACACAACACACAUCAAGCUUUCCACUUCUCCAGAGUCACGCACACAGCAAGCUCUCAUCCCCUCUCUCUCUCUCUCUCUCGUAUUCUGAAGCCUAAGCCGUAGCCACCCUACUCGCUGUACUAUCGAAGACAACUUCUCUUCUGCUCAUUGCCGACGACGACAUCGAAAACGACGCAGCUCCUCCCUCCCCGACAACGGCACAUCUUCUCCCUCGCAAGCGGAAACAACUCAGGAUUGAAAAACAUGGGUGACAAGAAGAAGAAAGCUACGAUCUUCAUUCGACUUGUUUCAGCUGCUGGAACUGGGUUUUUCUAUGUGAAGAAGAAGCCAUCGAGAAUGGUGGAAAAGCUUGAGUUUAGGAAAUUUGACCCUCGAGUGAAUCGUCAUGUUCUGUUCACUGAGGCCAAAAUGAAAUGAAGUGAAAAUGGACCAAAAAUUGGGUCCAUAGGUUUGUUAUUGUUAAACUUUAUUUCCUCUUUAUUUUGUUCAAUACUCAGAUUUUUUUGAUGUGUCUUUUUUAGUCAAUCUUGUUCUUAUGAUAUGAAAUAGAAUUGGGUUCUAAUUAUUAAUUGAUUCUGCUAGUGGGUUUAUUCUCUCAAGCUAUAUUGAAUGAGAGAAUUGAUCCAUAUCUGAUAUUUAUUAAAAAAUAAAGUAAAAUAAAGAUUAUGUAUGCA